AUGUCACCUCUGGAAUGUUCUGAGUGUUUUGGUGACCAGCUUAUGCAUAGGACCUAUACCUGGCACCUCACGUUGCACUCGAGGCCAACGUUUACAAGAAAGAGAGAUACCAGAUCUGAAAGCCUAGAAAUCCCAACCAAUGUGGUUCUACCUCAGAGGGGCACCGCUGAACCCUUCCUGAGGCUCCACAAUCUGUACACCACUCCUCGCUGCUCCAGGCAGGCCGCCUUGCACCGGAUGAACCGCAGGGUAGCCAGCCAGCACUCCUACCCACUCAACCGCUUCUCUUCCGUACCCUUCGACCCCAUGGAGCGCCCCACCUCCCAGGCUGACCUGGAAUUGGACUACAACCCUCCCCGGGUGCAGCUCAGCGACGAGAUGUUCGUCUUCCAGGACGGGCGCUGGGUGAGCGAGAACUGCCCCAUGCAGUCCCCUUACUUCUCCCCCUCCUCCUCCUUCCAUCAUAAGCUGCACCACAAGAGGCUGGCCAAGGAGUACCUGCUGCAGGAAGAGAACAAGUCUCUGAGGGACGAGAACAGGGCCCUGAGGGACGAGAACAGGGUCCUCCGCAAGGAGAACAAGAUCCUGCAGGUCUUUUGGGAAGAGCGCAAGAGCACCCUGGGCCACGAGGAGAGCCAGAUGACCUCCCCGUUGCUGCACAAGGACACAGCCUCCCAGGAAGCGGUGAAGAAAGAGCCCGCUACCUUGCCUGGUCAGCGUAGCAAGGAGAACACCCUGCAGCUCAUUCGAGAAGAGAGCCGGGCUCUCCAGCAGUUGCUGGAGCAGAGGCAGGCCUACUGGGCCCAGGCAGAGGACAACGCGACCUCUGCUGACGAGGGCAAGGUCACCUCCUCCCCCAAGGAGGAGUCCCAUAACGCCGGGCUUCUGCCAGAUCAGAGCCAGGGCCUCUCCUCCGCCUUUGAGGAACCCAAGGGGCCCUCAUCAACACAGGAGGAUUCGAAGAAACUGCGAGCCCUGAGGGAGAUGGUUAACAACUUGUCUGGGCCCUCCUCUUCCGGGGAAGAGGAUAGCAAGGUGGGCCCCGCCCUGGCAGAUGGCGGCGUUGGUAGCGCUCAGCCCCUGCAGCUGCUGAGAGAGAUGAACCAGGCGCUGCAGUCCCUCCGGGAGGAGAACCGGCUGCUGCAGGAGGAGAACCGGGCCCUGCACGUCCUGCGCGAGGAGCAUCGCGCCUGCCAGGAGGAGAACAAGGCCCUGUGGGAGAACAACAAGCUGAAGCUGCAGCAGCGGAUGGUCAUCGACACGGUGACGGAGGUCACGGCACGGAUGGAUAUGCUUAUUGAGGAGCUGGUGGCCUUCAUGCCGGCCAAGAACAACAAGGAGCCCAAGAAGCCCAGCAGGGUCUGA
Acomys russatus (golden spiny mouse) is the source of this 1365-nucleotide messenger RNA. RefSeq names its product chibby family member 2 (gene Cby2). The record is from RefSeq and is a predicted model, not a curated record. The coding region runs from base 1 to 1365 and encodes 454 amino acids. The transcript has 3 exons. NCBI's taxonomy places the organism in Eukaryota, Metazoa, Chordata, Mammalia, Rodentia, Muridae.